CUGCCGGGGAGCAAAAGGUGUGGGAUUGGAGUCUGCCGGCGGGUUGGCGGCGGCGCCGAGCCGGAGCGGGGCGGCUGGCAGCAUUUCGGUGAGGGUUUGGACCCGGACCGGAAGUGGCUCGGCGGCGACGGUAUAAAGCAGGCCGGUGCGGGCUGAGCGCUUCCUUUCAGUUAAAGGGCGUGUGGAGGAGCGGUUGGUCAACAUGUCGUGCGGCUCGGCCGAUUACAGUACCAAAGACCAAGGCCCAGAUGGGAUGGACCCAGAUGGCGUUAUCGAGAGUAACUGGAACGAAAUUGUCGAUAAUUUUGAUGACAUGAACCUGAAAGAGACACUCCUUAGAGGAAUCUACGCAUAUGGUUUUGAAAAGCCUUCUGCAAUUCAACAGAGGGCAAUAAUGCCAUGCAUUAAAGGUUUUGAUGUCAUUGCCCAAGCCCAGUCUGGAACUGGCAAGACUGCUACAUUUGCAAUCUCGAUCCUGCAGCAGCUGGAACUGGAUAUGAAAGAAUCACAGGCAUUGGUUCUGGCUCCUACCAGGGAGCUGGCACAGCAGAUCCAGAAGGUUAUCCUGGCUCUAGGGGAUUACAUGGGUGCUACUUGCCAUGCCUGCAUUGGUGGCACCAAUGUUCGAAGUGAGAUGCAGAAGCUGAAUGCUGAAGCUCCCAACAUUGUUGUAGGAACGCCAGGGAGAGUGUUUGACAUGUUGAACAGGGGAUAUAUAUCUUCCAGAUGGAUCAAGAUGUUUGUUUUAGAUGAAGCUGAUGAAAUGUUGAGUCGUGGAUUCAAAGAUCAAAUUUAUGAGAUUUUUCAGAAGCUAAGCACAAACAUUCAGGUUGUUCUGUUAUCUGCUACGAUGCCGAGUGAUGUCUUGGAGGUGACUAAAAAGUUCAUGCGUGAUCCCAUUCGUAUCCUCGUUAAAAAGGAAGAACUCACUCUUGAGGGUAUCAAGCAGUUUUACAUCAACGUAGAAAGAGAGGAGUGGAAGUUGGACACACUGUGUGACUUGUAUGAAACUCUAACAAUAACGCAAGCUGUGAUUUUUCUUAACACAAGGAGGAAGGUCGAUUGGCUGACUGAAAAAAUGCAUGCAAGGGACUUCACUGUCUCUGCAUUGCAUGGAGAUAUGGAUCAGAAAGAACGUGAUGUGAUCAUGAGGGAAUUUCGUUCAGGAUCCAGCCGUGUGCUAAUCACUACUGAUCUACUGGCUCGUGGCAUUGAUGUGCAGCAGGUGUCUCUUGUAAUUAACUAUGACUUGCCUACAAAUCGGGAGAAUUAUAUUCACAGAAUUGGCCGUGGUGGUCGCUUUGGAAGGAAGGGUGUUGCUAUUAACUUUGUUACUGAGGAAGAUAAACGAAUUCUUCGUGAUAUUGAGACAUUCUACAAUACAACUGUGGAAGAGAUGCCCAUGAAUGUGGCUGACCUGAUCUAAUGAUGGCAUGAGAAUUUGCAUUUGCAGCUGCUGAAUUAUCAGGCUACAUGGUGCGUUGUGCUGCUUCACCAGAGUUGUUGAAUUUCUUCUCCCAUGUGCAAACAGGAUCAGAAAUCCAGCAGUGAUAAGUGACUUGAGGAAGGCCUUUGGUUGUAAUCCUCUUACGGUGUUGACUGCUGGGGUGGGAAGUUUAAGUCAUGGGGUGUUUAAAUGUAUAUGCCCUUCAGUGUUUUGAAAGUUCUGUAGUAGCAUUUCUGUUUGAUAUUCUUUAUCACUUAAUAGUUUACUUAUGGACUAAAAAAUUUAAGUGCUGUGUUAAAUCAGCCAAUUAUGUCAAACUGGCAUAUCUACAACUAUUUUAAAAUGAAGCUUGCCAAUCAACUGGUAAUGUAUGUGCACUUUUUUCUAGAGUAAUCUACUACAUGUAUUUGUAUUAAUAAAACAUUUGAGUUAUGCAAAGAUCUGCACAGUUUUGGCUUCCCAGUAGAUGUUUGCCCAGGAUAUGUGUGCAAAUAAGAUUUGGAACUAGUUUGGAGAGAAGCUGGAUGUUGUAACUGCAUUCCUGCAUUGCAUCUUUAUUUUUGUAACUUUGUAGUUUUGUUUAUUGUAUAUGGGCUGUUCUAAUUUAUGUAUUCUAUCGCUGUCCAUCUUCUGAAUAUUUAUGUUUACUCUGAAAGACAACCGACUAGGAGAUUGUACAGACUGCUCAAUAGUAAAAUACAGAUCUUUCAACUUUUAAACCAUGUCAUUAAUACUUCUGGAGAGUCAAUGUAUAGGAAAUAUUAGCUGUAGAUUUGUAAUGGUGCAUAUUUGCACAAUUUUUGUGGUAUAAAAUUUAGCAAAACUAAGCUGAUUAAAUAUAUUACAGGGUCAUUCCUGCUAUGCUUUUUAAUAAGUGACACUAAUACUUGAGGUUUACAUUCAAUUAUCCCACUAAUUGUGGUUGCCAUUUAGACAAGCUAUGCAUGCACCAUGGCUCAAUAUGCAAUUAGAAUUUGAAGUAUUCCAUAUGCGUCUAACAUUUGAAUAUAUAACCUUGGGUCUCUUGGAACAGGAAUGUUUGGGUGCUGUAAUUGAUUCUGCUGAAUUGCAUUUUGAAUUCAAGUUGUUGGCAUGUAAAGCUAUUAAAGUUGAUUUGAGCAUGCAUUGUUGACCUCUUUGUUAGGAGGAACAAAAAAAGUUGCAUGGCUGUUUUGAUAUUUAACAAGCUCAUUGCCAGGAGGGUCAUCUGGUUGUGUAAACAUGAAGUUUGUGGAAGAUUGUGUAGGGAUUAUACAAAGCUUAUUGUAACUGCAGUUUUUGCCUUUAAUUUUUGAAUAGGAUAUGACAACUGCUAAAUUGAUCAUUAACAUCUCACCAAAACCCUUUUGGAUAAAUGUUUUUCUUACCAAAGAAAACUAAUAUUCAGCCAAAAUUUUAGGUUAGGCAGGUGUGUGGUUGGUCACUGUAUGAAGGUGAAAAAAAUUCUAGUCCAGGUUUUAAAUGUGGUUCUUUCCUCGGAGUGGUGGAUUAAGGUUUUGUUGCCUCAAUUGAUAAAGAUGAGGGUUAUUUAGCUGCAGGCUUAAACUUUUAGUGAAUGGGGUUGGCCAUAUCAUGUACGUGAUGCAUGAAGUUUUUUCCCAUUAAUGAAAAUAGUGCACUAUUUUGUAACUAAUUCUAGAUGAACCCAAAUGUUAAAUUCAAGGGGCCCUUGAAGCAGUGAGCUUAAGCCUACAGCCACCCACCAUUCAGUGGUUUAGGAGAGAGAGAGAGAAUUUAGAUGUUGAUCAGAUUUAUAGAAUGCUAGUACUUGCGGAUUGCAUUUAUCAAUCCACACAAUUAUGCAUUGAUAAGUUACAAUAUAUUUGUUUUCUGAUUUUUUCCAUGAACCAGCACAACUCCAUAUCCCUUGUUUUAAUAGUUUAAAUUUUCUGCUUCACUAAGUGAUGUAAACUCCUUUAAUGAUCUGCUCCUUAGAAUCCAGCUGAAAGUAAUGAAAUGUGGGUCUUUACCUUGAGGGGUGAUAAAUUGACUUUAGUACAAAAUUUGUUUCCACACUGCUCUGAGCUAAAAGGAUGCCAAUUACAUUUAUUCAGAAUUGUUUUUCCUGCACUUGUUAGCAAAUUAUUAAAGUUAUCUGAAAUAUGA
Molecule: messenger RNA, 3553 nt
Organism: Pristis pectinata (smalltooth sawfish)
Lineage: Eukaryota; Metazoa; Chordata; Chondrichthyes; Rhinopristiformes; Pristidae
Product: eukaryotic initiation factor 4A-II
Exons: 11
Coding region: 203-1426 (407 amino acids)
Biological process (GO): cytoplasmic translational initiation
Cellular component (GO): cytoplasmic stress granule
Molecular function (GO): ATP binding; translation initiation factor activity; RNA helicase activity
Source: RefSeq, a predicted model, not a curated record